CUCUGCUGCAGACCGUCCCGUCUCUUGUUGCUCAUCUCUGUGAAGCGGACUACUUUCCUCCCGGUCUGCCUCCCGAAGGACCCGAAGCCGCCGCUUUCCCCUCCGCCGCCCCCCCCACUCCGCCGCUACAUUGUAACUUUUAUCCAGGACAUUCAUCCAUUUUUUCCCUCCCCGAGCAAAAUCAAAGGAAAAUGACCCAAUUCAACAAGGGGCCAGCCUACGGACUAUCUGCAGAAGUGAGAAACAAAAUUGCUCAGAAGUAUGACUCCCAAAAAGAGGAGGAGCUUCGCUUAUGGAUCGAGGAAGUGACGGGAACGACGAUCGCAGAGAACUUCCAGAGAGGCCUGAAGGACGGAGUCGUCCUCUGCGAACUGAUUAACAAACUGCAAACUGGUUCAGUGAAGAAGAUCAACCUCUCCCAGCUGAACUGGCACAAGCUGGAGAACCUGGGGAACUUCAUCAAAGCCAUCCUGGCUUACGGCUUGAAGCCCACCGACAUCUUCGAGGCCAACGACCUGUUUGAGAGCGGCAACAUGACCCAGGUCCAGACCACGCUGCUCGCCCUGGCCAGCAUGGCGAAGACCAAAGGGAUGGACACCAAGAUCGACAUCGGUGUGAAAUACGCCGACAAACAAACCCGGCACUUCGACCACGAGAAGAUCAAAGCCGGCCAGUGUGUCAUCGGACUGCAGAUGGGGACCAACAAGUGUGCGAGUCAAGCUGGGAUGACUGCGUAUGGAACCAGAAGACAUCUCUAUGACCCGAGGACCCAGACGGACAAACCCUUCGACCAGACCACCAUCAGCCUGCAGAUGGGGACCAACAAGGGAGCCAGCCAGGCCGGCAUGUCCGCCCCCGGAACCCGCAGGGACAUCUACGACCAGAAGGUGGCGAAGCAGCCGCUGAACAACUCCACCAUCUCCCUGCAGAUGGGCACCAACAAGGUGGCGUCGCAGCGCGGCAUGAGCGUGUACGGCCUCGGCCGCCAGGUGUACGACCCCAAGUACUGCACCCCCCCCACGGAGCCCACGGGCAGCCAGGGCACCGGCACCAACGGCUCCGAGAUCAGCGACAGGGACUACCAGGCGGAGUUCGGCGAGGAGGAGUACCACGGGCCGUACCCCGACGACUACAGCGACCAGGGCAUCGACUACUAGCGGAUGGCUCCGCCUCCAAAAUCAGUAUUAUUUUAGUAUCUUUCAUCAACGGAAGUAUUUUUGCUCCUUCUCUCGAAGCAUACCUUCCUCCUCCACUCUGAUCUGAGCAGAAGCUGUUAGCGGGCGUAGAAUAAUAAUAAUGAGAGAAAGUGAUAGUUUUUUUUAAAAUGUUUAUUUUCUUUUUUUAAUAUCCCCUUUUUCUUGUGUUUUUUAAAAACGAUGUCUUUUAAUAACGGACACGCUGACGUAGCUGCGGCGCGGCACCGGGGGGAAGCCGCUGCGGGUGUUUCGUUGAAUUCCUGGACUGAAACUUAGCUGAUGAGCCAGGUCGAAAGGAAACGAUAGGCUCCUCCCCCUCUGAGUGUCGUGUCAUCCAGCAAAACUUACUAGUGUUUUUACGCCAUUUAAUCACUAGGUAUUGUUUCUUCUUUUCUAUUAAUGAUGAGCAACGGGGGCUGCUCACGCCUGACCCAACCUGAAUAUAUAUAUGGAUGCAUAUAUAUAUAUACAUAUAUAUUUGUAUAAAUAUAUACAUACAUAUAUGCUGUGUAUAUAUGUAUGUAUUUGUAUAAAUAUAUAUAUACAUAUAUGCUGAUAUAUAUAUAUAUAUGUGUAUAUAUAUAUAGACCGACUCUCAUUACAUGAACUAUAUUUUCUUAUGUUUCCCCGUGUUUUAUUCAUAACUGUAUUUAUUGCAAUGCUUUUCAUUGUAAACAGUCCACUGUUAUAAGAGAAAAUGCUGUGUCAUGGUAAAUAAAACCUAAAUUCUUAAA
Pseudoliparis swirei is the source of this 1930-nucleotide messenger RNA. It is a transcript of the gene cnn3a, whose product is annotated as calponin 3, acidic a. The transcript is spliced from 7 exons. The record is from RefSeq and is a predicted model, not a curated record. Bases 192 to 1157 code for a protein of 321 amino acids. Gene Ontology annotation, biological process: actomyosin structure organization. Lineage: Eukaryota; Metazoa; Chordata; Actinopteri; Perciformes; Liparidae. Gene Ontology annotation, molecular function: actin binding.